Meriones unguiculatus (Mongolian gerbil) is the source of this 3617-nucleotide messenger RNA. RefSeq names its product thioredoxin reductase 1 (gene Txnrd1). Bases 502 to 1995 code for a protein of 497 amino acids. The transcript is spliced from 16 exons. Gene Ontology annotation, biological process: glutathione metabolic process; cell redox homeostasis; cellular response to oxidative stress. Lineage: Eukaryota; Metazoa; Chordata; Mammalia; Rodentia; Muridae. Gene Ontology annotation, molecular function: glutathione-disulfide reductase (NADPH) activity; flavin adenine dinucleotide binding; thioredoxin-disulfide reductase (NADPH) activity. Gene Ontology annotation, cellular component: cytosol; mitochondrion. The record is from RefSeq and is a predicted model, not a curated record.
GACGCCUGGGAGCGGCCCGGAGCGUCGGUGGUCGGCGGCCGGGCGGCGCGGAGAGGGGCGCAGGCCGCCGACGGGUUCCCGAGGGCGUUGGUGGCUCGGCCGGCUGGCCGCCGCGGCCUCCGCCGCCCGGCCGGUGCGAGCACCUUCCGCCAUGGUGUCCGGUCACCCGGGCACAGGCGAAGGCACCGAGGCGCGGAGUUAGGAAACGUGCGCAGAGCUUGACCCAGCCGGCGGGGCAGCGCCCGGGUCCGACCGAGGCCACUGGGCUGUGGGGUUCUGGCUGUGACCAUUGGUCGCCCGCCUCCCCCGUCUUUAAACUUCUUUAUCUACCCUUCUUGCUUCGGAUCUCCUGAGUUCCUGUGGACGGGACAGCUCACACAGAUCAAAUUGACAUUAUAAUGAAGGAAAAGACGUUACUUAAAUCUAUGUGUGUCCCUUGUUUUUUGCUUCAACUUGACCAAACAGCGCCAUAAAAAAGGCCAACUUCAAAAGCUGCCAACGAUGAAUGGCCCUGAGGAUCCUCCUGGGUCCUAUGACUUCGACCUGAUCAUCAUUGGAGGAGGCUCGGGAGGCCUGGCAGCAGCUAAGGAGGCAGCCAGAUUUGACAAGAAAGUGCUGGUCUUGGAUUUUGUCACACCAACUCCUCUUGGAACUAGAUGGGGUCUCGGAGGAACAUGUGUGAACGUGGGCUGCAUACCAAAAAAACUGAUGCACCAGGCAGCUUUGCUAGGACAAGCCCUGAAGGACUCACGCAACUAUGGCUGGAGUGUUGAGGACACAGUUCAGCACAGCUGGGAGAAAAUGAUAGAAUCUGUGCAGAAUUACAUCGGCUCGCUGAACUGGGGCUACCGGGUAGCUCUUCGGGAGAAGAAGGUUGUCUAUGAGAAUGCUUACGGCACAUUCGUUGGUCCUCAUAGGAUUAAGGCAACAAAUAACAAGGGUAAAGAGAAAAUUUACUCAGCAGAGCGGUUUCUCAUCGCCACCGGUGAACGGCCUCGCUACCUGGGCAUCCCUGGAGACAAAGAGUACUGCAUCAGCAGUGAUGAUCUUUUCUCCUUGCCUUACUGCCCGGGUAAGACCCUGGUGGUUGGAGCAUCCUAUGUUGCUUUGGAAUGUGCAGGAUUUCUUGCGGGGAUCGGCUUAGACGUCACAGUAAUGGUUCGGUCCAUUCUCCUUAGAGGAUUUGACCAGGACAUGGCCAACAAAAUUGGUGAACACAUGGAAGAACAUGGUAUCAAGUUUAUAAAGCAAUUCGUUCCAGUUAAAGUUGAGCAAAUUGAAGCAGGGACACCAGGCCGAUUCAAGGUAACCGCUCAGUCCACGAACAGUGAGGAGACCUUUGAAGGCGAAUUUAACACGGUGUUGCUGGCAGUUGGAAGAGAUUCUUGUACGAGAACUAUCGGCUUAGAGACUGUGGGCGUGAAGAUAAAUGAAAAGACUGGAAAGAUACCUGUCACGGAUGAGGAGCAGACCAACGUGCCUUACAUCUACGCCAUUGGCGACAUCCUGGAGGGGAAGCUGGAGCUGACGCCCGUUGCCAUCCAGGCCGGGAGGUUGCUGGCCCAGAGGCUCUACGGAGGCUCUACUGUCAAGUGUGACUAUGAAAGCGUCCCAACAACUGUAUUUACUCCUUUGGAGUAUGGCUGUUGCGGCCUCUCUGAAGAAAAAGCUGUAGAGAAAUUUGGGGAAGAAAAUAUUGAAGUUUAUCACAGCUUCUUUUGGCCGUUGGAAUGGACAGUUCCGUCCCGAGACAACAACCGAUGUUAUGCAAAAAUAAUCUGUAAUCUCAGAGACAAUGAGCGUGUCGUGGGCUUUCAUGUACUGGGUCCAAACGCGGGAGAAGUGACGCAGGGCUUCGCAGCUGCGCUCAAGUGUGGACUGACCAAAGAGCAGCUGGACAGCACAAUCGGAAUCCACCCCGUCUGUGCCGAGAUAUUCACAACGUUGUCGGUGACCAAGCGCUCCGGGGGGAGUGUCCUCCAGUCUGGCUGCUGAGGUUAGGCCCCGGUGUGGAUGCUGUCGCCUACACUACAGACCAUUGCCUUGCUUCCUUGCCUGCGUCCAGGUGAAGUUCAGGACGGCUCUUGGCACCGAUUUAAGUGCUGUCCUAAUCCUAAGGCCACCAGGAUCUUGUGGGUAGGAGGUGGCAGGUAGAAGGCUGCAGCAUCACACUGGGGUCACCGUGACGGACUCAGACUGACAUUCGGCAGUGCAUCACAGGGAUGCGUUCAUGACGUCACCAGCCUCAAGCCGAAGUGGUGGGCGGUGACGGAGCAGCUGUCGAAUCUGUUCAGCCCAACCUUUCCUUGUAGAUUGUCUUAGUAUCGUUUUCAAGCUGUCUGAUGACGGUUCUAUUUUUCACCAUGGGGUUAAUGAUACUAGAGAUAGGGAAUGUUAGCAAUCAGUUUUUUGUCUGAAAGCAUGCCGUGGCUCGACCAUCCACACAGUCUGUGACUUGGCUUAUGAGAGCCACACAAGUUUGCCCCGAGAAAGACGGAUUACCCUAUGACUAAAAUACACUGUUUGUUUUACUACCUGUGUAGUAUUGUCUCCUUUAAUAAGUCUUAGGUCCAAAAGAAAACCGUGGUCCGCUUUUGCAAGUUCCCACCGUGCGCAUCUGAAGCCACUUUAGGAAGGGCGGUGACUUGGCUAGCUGCCUGGCUCCAUCGCAUGGCCCUUGGGUGGUGGAGAGGGCUGCUGCUGCCCACAGGCUGCCAACAGUAAAUGCCUUUCCUGAAGGUUGAUUUCUGUUGGGUUGACUGAGCUGAGAUUGUUCGCAAUGGAAAAUGCUUGAUUUGCCUUGAACUUGUUUCUGUGAGGUGGAUUUAGUUUUAAGCUUCACAGGCAAGUAUCUCCACACACAGCCACAUAAAUCUUCUGAGGUAACUACUUGUGAAAGGAAGCUGUUCAUGAUCUAAGUUAUUAUUAUUAUUAUUGUUGUUAUUGAACACAGGUGGAUAUGAAGGAUUUUCACUGAAAAAACAAAAACAAAACACAAAAUAGUUUUUCCUUUUUCUGUUCAAUGAACGAGGCGGAACCCGGCAGGGUGGCCGGUGCUCUGCCGGUGCUGUGGCUCGGGCUUUCACGGUGUGGGUUUGCCCUGGGGUGUGUGACCUGAACACGCCGGCCGAGGGCGCUGCAGACCGCGUUUCCUGCCACACACAGCCGUGGGGCCGCCCCGUGCCCUCCCCCGUCUCCACCUGCCCUACGGAGUGGCGAUCACUGUGCACUCCUGGACCACCUCAGGGACUGUGUCUGCCUCCUGCCUUGCCCCUCGACGCUCCCUCGCAGCCUCAUCCUGUCAGCGUGAAGACACUGGGAAGAGGAGAAAGGACAAGGGACCCGAGGGAGCUGACUGUUGGGUCUUACAUGUUUUAAAUUUUUUCUCCCAGACUUGCCGGUCUCUGAGAUUGGAACAGCAGACAGUGUAGGGUAACUGUGCCUAAUCAUGUUGUGAUUCUCUUAGUGGAAUGAAACGUUCUGCCCUGCGAGAAGGAAUAUACUUCGUUGUUUAUAUUUUGUAAUCACACAAUGUACUGUAACUUCAAUUCCAUGUAUUUUUGUUACAAAUUUUCUAAAGAAAAAAUGUGAAACAGUAAAAGGUGUUAGUUAAUGCA